Molecule: messenger RNA, 1751 nt
Organism: Cyprinus carpio (common carp)
Lineage: Eukaryota; Metazoa; Chordata; Actinopteri; Cypriniformes; Cyprinidae
Gene: gnb1l
Product: G protein subunit beta 1 like
Molecular function (GO): protein binding
Source: RefSeq, a predicted model, not a curated record
ACAGAUCAUUGAUGUUAACUGAGCAGUUGCUGCAGUGAUGUCCCGUCCUCCUCCAGACCCACUGUACAUCCUGAGGGGUUCAGGGGCCACAGUGAACAGCCUGCACUUCUGCUGUGGUGGGGACGGGCCACCAUUUCUCUACUCUGGGUCAGGUAAAGGUGCAAUCCAUUUGUGGAACCUGACCACCAGGAGAGCCGAGCGCAUUCUAGAGAGCCAUGCUGGGAACUCCGUUAUCUGGCUCCACACUUUCAAAGACAGCAGAAGCAGAUUUGUCAGUCAGGGCCGGGACUUGCGGGUGUGUGUGUGGGAUCUGUCUGAAGACCGCAGCACAGUGACGGACUCUCUCCUCACGGGCAGUGUGGGGUUCUGUCAGUGCUCUCUGCUGGAGACCCGACCCGGAGCCGCUCUUCUGGCCCACCCCACAGAAAACAUGGAGGAGGUGAGUGUGGUGGAGGUGAGGAGCUGGACUCCAGUUUGCUCUCUUAAACCAGAUUCAAAGCUGGGGAUGCUCAUGUGUAUGAAGAUGUGGCAGGCGGAUUCUGGUCCGGUUCUGUGUGCCGGUUAUGAGGAUGGCUCUCUGGUGUUAUGGGAUGUUUCCCAUCGCCGUCCAUACAGCUGUCUGAAGGCACAUCCUGAGCCAGUCAUGUGUCUAGACGUUGAUGUAUGCAAGCAGAAAGGCAUCUCGGGGUCUUCAGAGAAGAUCCUCCAAUCCUGGACACUUGACAACCAGCAAAACCUUCAGAUGCACGACUCUGUUCAGAUGACCAAUCCUGGGGUCUCCCAGCUACGUAUUCGUUUCGUCGGAGAGGUAAUGGUGCGGGAGGGUGGGGAUGGGACAUCAGAAUUGUUUUGUUUGGAUAAACUGAAGCCAUUGGCUGUUCUGCAACAUCAUACUGACAUGGUGAAUACUGUGGCCUUCUCAGACCAUCAGGACCCCCCACAGAGACUUCUGGCCGCAGGGUCCAAGGACCAGCGGAUCAGUGUGUGGUCUAUAUAUAGCGAAAGUUGAGUUUGAAAGACAGAGGCCCACUUUACCAUUUCCUUCAAACUGAUUGUUGCAAAUUACUCUGACUUUAUUUACAUACUUGAACAUGGUGCUAAUAUAUUUUCUUUGAAUGAAAGCACCUAAAUUAGUGGCUGACUGCCAUUCAGAGGCGGAGCUACAACAUAGUCUCAUUUAGAAAGACGUGCAGCAGUGUUGCCAUUACUUGUUUGUCUAAAUGAAUGCGUUCUUAUUGGUCAAAUGCUUCAAAAUCGGACAAAAAAAGCAGCUAAUAUAAACACUCCAAGUGUUUUGUUGUAGUUUACCACGAUUGCCAAUAGUUUAGACACGUUUUAUUGUCAAAGGCAGAGCUUAAACCGUCCUCUCUGAUCUGUUUGCUUUACUCCAGGCUGAUGUGCUUCAGUAGGUGUGUAUUUGCUCUUGUAGUCGCACCUGAGUGGCAAAGUAAUCCAGCGCUGUUUUUCAAAAUUUGCCUCCAAGUUUAAGAUUGCCCUCUGGACUGACCUGCAUACAUCACACAGGGUUAAUCACAAGGGCUCGGGCUCCACAGACAGGCCUGUUUGUUAGAAAGAUUCAUUGAGCAAGUUUCGUUUCGUUCUUCCCUUUAAGCACAGGAGCUGAUGAAGGCGCCUUUAUUUUCAGCCUAAAGACAAGGUUGACCUCUGUGUUUGGAUGUGGCUAAAAGACAAACUAGUUAUUUUUGCAUUUAUUGCUUUUUCUCUGUGAAUACAGCGUGGCUCACUCACCA